AGCACGUGUAGCUUAAGGGAGUCACUAGGGCUCGCUCGGCCUCGGCUAGGUAUGGCGCCCGACGCACGGGAUAAUCUCGGGGAUGUCGUGGGGGUGUGGAGUGACCGCAACCAGUCCGUGUACGUGGUGGAGCGCAACCCUGAUGGAUGGAGCUGCUCGGUGCAGACGACCAGGAAGUCUGGGGAGAAGCGCUUCACGAAGGGCCUCAUCCGCGCGUCGCAGGGGCGCGUGAAUUGGGGGCAAAACUACAUGUUGGACGGGGACCGCACGACCUAUUCGACGCUGCACUGGGUGCACCUGAACGGGGGCCGGCACUUCGAGUGGCUGCGGAGCGCCGCCGACGCAGCGCCGUUCUGCCGCGCGGCAAGCAUCACGCAGGACCGUGCGGCUUCGCUAUCGGGAGCGUGCCGCCGAUGGCGAAGGCGACGUGUCGCCGAUUCCAGCUCGAUGGUUCCCUCCCUGAGCUGGUCUCAAGUCGGGCCGGUCCCUCUACAGGAGGAAAAUUCAAAAACGUUCCCUCCCUGAGCUGGUCUCA
Molecule: messenger RNA, 535 nt
Organism: Prorocentrum cordatum
Lineage: Eukaryota; Dinophyceae; Prorocentrales; Prorocentraceae
Source: the annotation of a GenBank genome assembly